AUGUCCGAAUCUGACGGCGAUGGCGCCACGGAGAAGGUUCUGGGGAUGGACUGGAGCAGGAAGCCCGGAGAUCCGGCCGACCCGGCCGUGGACGCGGAGUGGAUCGCGGGGAUGGCUGGGCUGGGGCUCGACACUAACUUCAUCGUCGUGCACGGCGCUGGGUCUUUUGGCCACUUUCAAGCAAGUAGAUCCGGAGUUCAUAAAGGAGGGUUACAUUCGACACUGGUCAAGGCUGGCUUUGUCGCUACAAGAAUUUCAGUGACAUCUCUCAACCAGGAAAUUGUUAGAGCCCUGGCAAGAGAAGGAAUACCAUCUGUUGGGAUGUCACCAUUUGCUUGUGGGUGGUCUACCAGGCAAAGAAAACUUGCAUCCGCAAAUGCUUCUCAAAUAAUUCAGUCACUCCAUGCAGGCUUUGUCCCAGUUUUGCAUGGUGAUGCAGUUCUUGAUGAAUUACUGGACUGUACCAUAUUGAGUGGGGAUGUCAUUAUACGACAUCUUGCACAGCUUCUAAGUCCGAAAUAUGUUGUAUUUCUGACAGAUGUCCAUGGAGUAUAUGAUCGCCCUCCAACUGACCCAAAUGCGGUACUCCUGAGAGAAAUAGAGGUGGAUGACAAUGGAGGCUGGUCGAUUGUAAAACCUGCAUUGCUGCAAGGCAACACUAAAGGAGUGGAGAUAUCAGUAGCAGCACAUGACACCACCGGUGGGAUGGAGACCAAAAUACUGGAGGCUGCAGUGAUAGCUAGGCUUGGAAUCGAUGUGUAUAUUACCAAGGCUGGAACAGAACACUCGCUGGGGGCCUUAAAGGGAGAUGUGAGCACUGACUCGGAAGAUUGGCUUGGAACUAUUAUACACUCUUCCAAAUAG
Miscanthus lutarioriparius is the source of this 864-nucleotide messenger RNA. The record is from the annotation of a GenBank genome assembly. NCBI's taxonomy places the organism in Eukaryota, Viridiplantae, Streptophyta, Magnoliopsida, Poales, Poaceae.